Messenger RNA from Epinephelus moara (kelp grouper), 1589 nucleotides. RefSeq names its product transmembrane protein 54b (gene tmem54b). Lineage: Eukaryota; Metazoa; Chordata; Actinopteri; Perciformes; Serranidae. Bases 120 to 1061 code for a protein of 313 amino acids. The transcript has 6 exons. The record is from RefSeq and is a predicted model, not a curated record.
CAGACUGACAGACUGACAGACAGGAGUGAGGUGCUUCGUUUGGACAGAAGAGGAGACACGCUGAUAAACUCCACAGCCGAACCCCACCGUCAGUUUAAGCGAAUGGUGACCUGAGAGAGAUGGCCGAUACAGGACUGUGUUGUGCCAGCCUGGAGGAGCCCAAGACUCUGAUGAAGAUGGGUCUGAGCAUGGUCCUCAUCGGUCAUGUGAACUUCCUGCUCGGAGCGCUGGUGCACGGUGUGGUGCUCAGACACAUCAACCUGCACAGGCAGGCCCGGGCCAUGGAGUACGCCAUCUCCAAUGUGGUCGCGCUUACCUCUGGGCUUAUAGGAGUUGUUGUCGGCAUUCUGGCUAUUGUCCUGUCUAAAAACAAGAAGAGUCGAGGCCUGACGUGGUCCCUUUUCAUGGUCGGUCUGGCUGCGGCUCUCAUGGCAGCAGCCUCAGCCAUCGGACUCUUCAUAUCUGUGGUGAGGGCCAUCAUUCACGGUGGGCGGAGCCUCCUGACUCACUGCCGCUUCCCCGAUGCCAUUGGCUACUCCAGCGUCACCAACGAGUGUCCUUUUGACCCCACACGCAUCUACAGUACCACUCUGAUCCUGUGGGUGCCUCUGAUCGUGACUUGUGUCAUCCAGAUGGUGUUUUCCGCCCGGUGCUUUGCUGUCUGUGCUUCAUUCCUGGGUUUACCUUGCUGUCCAAACAGGAAGAGAAAAAGAGACUAUGGCAGAGCGAUCAAUGUGGUGAGGCCGAUGGAGGAAGCUGCUCCCUCUCACUACACUGAACCUCCAACACGCUACACGGAACCACCAAGAAGCCACCGCGAACCUCCAAGACGGAAUGCUGAACCUCCAAGACAGCAGCGCAGACCCCCUCCCCCUUCACAGCCUCCUCCCCGUCAGCAUUGGAGUCUUCCUCCCUCGGAGAGGCGGCCUCUUCGCCAGCCACACAGAGAAAGGUCAAACAGAGAAAGGCAAGAAACGAGGGUUGGCAGCCAGCAAAGGGCACCGGAAGAGCACCAACUGCUGGAGAGGGGUACGCUGGAAAGGUCCAGCUUCUGGAUUUAGACAUAUUUGACAUGCCAGAGCUUCUUGAAGACAAAAUGCUCUGCAGUGCUUCAAUACUUGGAUUCAGACUUCAUACUUGCAGCCCUAUCGUCCAGUUAGUACUUCAUGAACUCUGAGCCGGUGAUGGGUUUUUUUCAGCAGUGCUGAUGUAUGGAUUUUCUGAGGCUCAGACUGUUUGCACAGUGUACAGGAUCCCAGUUAUGUGAGUGUGUCUGUUCUUGUAUUUCUGUUCUGAUGAGGGUCAAAUUAUUCAUAUCAGGAUAGACUUAUGAGGUAAAUCUUUCAAAGUGAGGACAUGGUCUCAAAUGAUGCGUAUAGGAGGGAUUAUUCAGAGUAGGGUUGCAGCGUUAUACCGGUCUCAAGGUAUACCGUGAUAUAAAAGUUGACUGUUCAUGACUGUAUCAUCAUUUGCCUAUUGACGAUACUGAAAAUAAUACAACUGGACAGAUAAUACUUCCAUUAACAAAACGGUUUAAAUGUAAAUAUAAUACCGUUGCAACCCUAAUUCAGAGUAAAAAAAAAAAAGAA